Molecule: messenger RNA, 648 nt
Organism: Gongylonema pulchrum
Lineage: Eukaryota; Metazoa; Nematoda; Chromadorea; Rhabditida; Gongylonematidae
Source: the annotation of a GenBank genome assembly
AUGCAACGUCGGAGAAGCGUGGCAAAGGUGCGAGCCCAAGAACGAAUUAAGAAUUGUGAAGCCCGACAAGAACAAAGGAACAGUUAUGCGAGUGGUGUAGUUAUGUACAAAAGUGCUAUCAAGGAGGGCCCAACCCAGUCUCAUAAUAUUGAUAUAUCAGACAACUGGUUGCAACAGCACAACCAGUUAGUGGUUGCAGAUGCAAACGUAGAACUGGAGGAACCGGAAGAGGAUGAAGGCAUAGAAGAAGCAGAGCCUAUUAACCUGGAUGUGCAAGAAACGAUUUUAAUGACAGAUAAUAGUCAGUGCGGUAUAAGGAUAGUACCAGCUGAAGGGUAUAAGCCUCUUUCGCUUCUUUUGGACGAAGAUGCGGAAUAUUUAUCAUUUCCAACAAUUUUUGGUGACAAGAAACUGCAACCCACUUUUCAAGCUCGACCAGUGCCAUAUGCGGAUAUCUCCAAAUCUUUUGCAAUGUGUUAUGAUCGACGAGGAGCACGACGUCCCGAUUAUUUGCCUUUUAUGGCGAAAAAGGCUGAAUUGCUCAGACUAUUCAGUAAUAUGUUCUUAUGCCUCCGGAAAAAAGGAUUUGUAAUCGUAAUGACAUCAGCGCAGCCAGUCUCACCAGUCACGGCUUCAUCCAUGGGCUAG